Sphaerulina musiva SO2202 is the source of this 953-nucleotide messenger RNA. RefSeq names its product cyclophilin-like protein. Gene Ontology annotation, biological process: protein peptidyl-prolyl isomerization; protein folding. Lineage: Eukaryota; Fungi; Ascomycota; Dothideomycetes; Mycosphaerellales; Mycosphaerellaceae. Gene Ontology annotation, molecular function: peptidyl-prolyl cis-trans isomerase activity. Gene Ontology annotation, cellular component: catalytic step 2 spliceosome. The transcript has a single exon. The record is from RefSeq and is a predicted model, not a curated record. Bases 98 to 592 code for a protein of 164 amino acids.
ACCCUCUCCUGAGCUCCUGAGCAGAACGAAGCUAGAAUAAUCACGCCGACGUGUGAUGAGUGCGCAGCUGCAGGUAUCGCAUAGCAUUUAGACAGAGAUGUCUGUCACGCUGUACACAACCCAUGGCAACAUAAAGCUAGAGCUUUUCUGUCAGGCGUGCGAGAAGACGACAUAUAACUUCCUAGCCUUAUGUGCAAGCGGCGCCUAUGAUGGCUCUCCAUUCCAUCGACUGGUGAAGGAUUUCAUCAUUCAAGGAGGAUCGCCAGCAAAAGGUAGCACAAAGGAGUCGACGUCAAUAUGGGGCGAGAAUUUCGAAGAUGAGAUCAAACCGAGCCUGCGACAUCACCAACGAGGCAUGCUCUCGAUGGCCAACAAGGGACCUGGUACGAAUGGAAGCCAGUUCUUCCUCACGCUUUCAGCAGCCGCACAUCUCGAUGGAAAGAACACCGUUUUUGGACGCGUGCUGGAGGGCUGGGACGUUUUGGACAAGAUUGAAGAGAUACCGGUGGAUAAGAAGAGCAGGCCGCAGGAAGCCAUCAAGAUACAGAGGGUGCAGAUACACGCCAAUCCCCUGGCAGACCAACAGCGAUGAAGAAGGAAUGGCAAAUGGCGAUAUUCGAUGUUGACGGACCCACAGCCGAUGCAUAUAAAUCACCGAUAAAUGGUGAGUUAGAGAACAGCUCGCCAAGCUCGUGUCACCGAACCACGAUGGGACAUUCGGGUCUGUGACGGAGAUACAAUCCUGCCGCCGUGCUGGCAGAGAUUGAGAGCGUACAUGGCGGCUGCUCAACACGGUCCACAAAUGCAAGGGUCAGCAGCGUGGCAGGGACGACCGCAAGCAAGCCCGAGAACUUGACUUUGGAAUAUUAACUCGGGAGCAUAUACUACCCACUGGCUGUUCAAAGGCGUGGCAAACAAAUAAGGUAGGAAUUGUAUGCAUUGAGCAUGAAGUG